UUUUUUUUUUUUUCAUCUUGUUUUAAUUAAACACUAAUAAUGAGUGAAAUCGACAAUACAGUUGACCAACGCGUUUCAGAUGAAAGAGGCCGUCGCUCUCGUAGCCGUUCCAGAUCUCGCUCUCCAGGACGUGACCAUAGUGACCACAGAUAUAGAAGUCGUUCUCGUUCACCCAGAGACCAAAUGCGAGGUGGAGGUGGCAACGGAGGAGACCAAGGUCAAGAGGAAGAUGCGAACCCAGGAGAUAACUUAUUUAUCACUGGUCUCUCUAUCCGUACCUCUGGUGCUGACUUAGAAGCUCUUUUUGCAAAAUACGGCAAGGUCAAUAAGGCAGAGAUUAUGUUUGAUCCUCAUACCCGUGAAAGCCGUGGUUUUGGAUUCAUUCGUAUGGCUGACCCUGAAGAAGCUGAAAGAGCCAUCACCGGUAUCAGUGGUUCUGAGGUAGAUGGUCGCGUUGUCACAGUUGAAAAGGCAAAGAGAUCUCGACCCAGAACACCCACUCCUGGCCGUUACUAUGGCCCACCUAAGCGUGGAGGACCUGGUGGAUCCAGAGGAGAUAGAAGAGAUGGUGGUAGCAGUAGACCUCCUAGAGGCGGAGACCCAAGAUAUGAUCGCUAUUAUGAAAGAUCAUAUAUGGAUCGUUACGAUCCCCCUAGAGGAUAUGAACGUUAUGAAAGGGACCGUUAUGAUCGCUAUGAUCGCUAUGACCGUUACGACCGUUACGACCGCUAUGAUCGUUAUGACCGCCGCCCCCCACCACCAAGAUAUGACCCUUACCCCCCACGUACAAGAUCACCUUAUUAAGAGUAAUCAACUACACCUCUUUUUUUUUUUUUUUUUUUUUUU
Molecule: messenger RNA, 846 nt
Organism: Mucor mucedo
Lineage: Eukaryota; Fungi; Mucoromycota; Mucoromycetes; Mucorales; Mucoraceae
Exons: 5
Coding region: 40-804 (254 amino acids)
Biological process (GO): positive regulation of mRNA splicing, via spliceosome
Cellular component (GO): spliceosomal complex
Molecular function (GO): RNA binding
Source: RefSeq, a predicted model, not a curated record